GGAAAAAGAUAGAGAGAGAGAGAAGGGAAGGGGAGGGGAGGGCGGGACGCCGGCCGGAGCACGCAAAAAUCUCGCUCACCUCGUGAAGAGCUGAGAUCAAGGGGGGAGAGAUCGGAGGCGGCCGUAGCGUGGCGGAGAUGGAUCCUGCUAGCGUCAGCGCCAGCGCCAGCGGCGACCCGAUGGCGGAGUGCCCUCCGGCGGCGGCUGCCGCUGAGGGCAGCGACGCCAUGGACUGCGGCGGCGGCGGGCGGAGCAACGCGAGGGUGGCCGGAGUGCUCCGCGGGUUCCUCGCCGUGCAGCAGCGCCGCGCCGAGGCGUACUCCACGCUCCGAAGGGGUUUUUCUGAAUACAUGGCUAAUGGAGGUGAAUUAGCUUUUCAACAACUAUGCGCGAGUGUUACGGCGGAGUUCAAUGAUUGCUCGAAACAAGUUCUCGAAAUGGUAGCCCUCCUAUCAACGCCAGAAAUUUGUCGUGGCGAUCUUGCCAACUUACUGAAGGAUGUGCAGGCACACGAGAAAGAGAAGUUGCAUCUGACGGCAAGAAUUCAGGUGUUGAAGAAAGCUGGUCGUCCUUCGGAACGCCUGGUGAACCAUGCAGAUUGCAGGUCAAGCAAUAUGGCUCAACAUGUCUGUGUGCAUGUCAAAGAGAUAACCGAGGCUGCUGGCACGGAGGAUGCAGAGGCAGAUGCUGAGUAUGAUGGUGCUCUUAAAGAGGCCAUACAAGGUGUUCAAGAGGCAGUGACCAGCAUAAACGAGCACAUGGAGGAGGUGCGCUAUGAGAUUGAUGCCCUUGGGGCAGAAAUAAUUGGUAAUAACUUGGCUGAAGUUGAAGAAGCUUUCCCUGAUACUCUAUUGAUAAAAUAGAAAAGUUGCCUAGGCGCUAAAAGGCAGAGUGAAAACAAACAAUUGGCACAAAUAUUUUGGACUAACAAACAAGCUAUUCGUGUCCCUUUGGGGAUUUAUUAAAAAAAAGGAGAGAGAAGAGAACCGGAAGAUUUGUUUAUGCCAGCAUUGCUUCUUUGGUGUUCUGCUAUUCACUAGAAUUCAGAGGAAUGUGGCAUGCUUUUGGUCCCUUGUUAUUCACUAGAAUUCAAAGGAAUGUGGGAUGCAAUCUUUAUGGGAUCGAUAUUCGAUAGAGAAUGUGAUCUGAAAUUGUUGUGAAUAUUGUUAUACUAAUUUGGUAUACUCAUGCCAAUAAGAUUUUCUAAGGCUCAAGCUAACCCAGGCUUGACCAUUUUGUCUGA
Messenger RNA from Oryza sativa Japonica Group (Japanese rice), 1243 nucleotides. RefSeq lists its product as uncharacterized. The record is from RefSeq and is a predicted model, not a curated record. NCBI's taxonomy places the organism in Eukaryota, Viridiplantae, Streptophyta, Magnoliopsida, Poales, Poaceae.